UCACGUAUCGUGUUUUGCCUUGCUGCAGAUGCGAGGCACACUCAACGUCUGAUUCUAUUCCUCCACCUUCAUCCACAGCCGUCGACUUCCGGAAAAGGAAAUCGGUUGUGGGCGAAUUCCUUCAGGGGCCAGAAGUAUAUCAUCCUCCUUCUCGCCCGUUCAUCUGCCUGUAUUUUCAGCAGAUUAACAAGACAACAUCACAACUAUCUACGUCCUCUUCGAUACAAUUCAAACUCAAUCACCACAACUUCUAUCACCAUGCGUCGGACCAGUGCUACCUUGGAAGUUCCCCUUCCUAUCACCUACACUCCCACCACCCACCGCAUCAGCAAAGCAAAGAAGGGAAAGCGUGUGCAUGCUUGCCAGUACCCUGGCUGUGACAAGGUGUUUACCAGAGCCGAACAUCGGAGACGCCAUGAGCUGAACCACAACCCCGAGGCCCUUUUCCGGUGUACGUACCCUGAGUGCCAGAGAGAAUUCCACCGCCAGGACUUGCUUAACCGUCACAUUGAACGACAUGAGCUCGACGCACAGAUGGAAAAUGCAGCACGUUGGAAGCAAACCCAGCUUCCCGUCGCACCCCAACCUUAUCCUCCGAAGAACCUCAUGCCUACACCCUUCGACUCCAACAUGUUCUUGCCUACACCACAACAGUCGACCUCCACUUCUAUGUCCAUCGAUUCCCUCGUCACCCCCGAAAUCCGCCUAGACCUUACUAACGACCAGUCCUUCAACUGGGAUGGUCUCGACUUCCCUUUGUACCCUCAGCAGCCUUCUCUGCUCCAGAGCCCCAUGCCAGAGGCGAUCGACGACAACUCCUCUUUCUAUUCGUACCCCGAGUCUUGCGCUUCUCCCUCCUCAUCUGGGGGUGCUACAUUCCUUUCUUCUCGCCCGAGCUCCUCGCUCUCCUCGACACCGGCUACAAUGAUGGACUCAUACCCGGAAACUUACCCAGAACCCAUUCUCGACUGCGGGUUGACUUCCUCGCCAUUGCAGCUGCAGGCGGACUUGCCGCCCUUGGAUUUCUCGGGUGUCGAUAUGUCGUGGUCGGAUAUUGAGCCUCUUUCGCUCGAUGGGGAUCUUGCGUCUCAUCCCCUACAAUACAAUGCCGCCCCUACAUGGGCCCUGUCCCAAGAGAAAUGCGAUCCGCAGCAAUACGCCGCGAAGUCAUUCUUCUUCUAGGUGUCUCAGUGACACUAGUAUAUAUAUUUCCUUUGUUUGUUUCUUUUGUUCAUUUCUUUGUCUGAUAUAAAACGACGAGAUGACCCUGGAGAGUCUCUCCAUUGAUGCUGGCAUGGUUAUGGUUAUGGAGUUUUGGUUUUCUUUCCUUUGUAUUUACAUAUAC
This is a messenger RNA of Aspergillus glaucus CBS 516.65, 1345 nucleotides long. RefSeq lists its product as uncharacterized. The coding region runs from base 259 to 1182 and encodes 307 amino acids. The record is from RefSeq and is a predicted model, not a curated record. Lineage: Eukaryota; Fungi; Ascomycota; Eurotiomycetes; Eurotiales; Aspergillaceae. The transcript is spliced from 4 exons. Gene Ontology annotation, molecular function: DNA-binding transcription factor activity, RNA polymerase II-specific; RNA polymerase II cis-regulatory region sequence-specific DNA binding. Gene Ontology annotation, biological process: regulation of transcription by RNA polymerase II. Gene Ontology annotation, cellular component: chromatin.